Molecule: messenger RNA, 477 nt
Organism: Psylliodes chrysocephalus
Lineage: Eukaryota; Metazoa; Arthropoda; Insecta; Coleoptera; Chrysomelidae
Source: the annotation of a GenBank genome assembly
AUGGAGUGCGAUAGGAGCUUUGGUUUAAUUGAAAAGAAAAAACGCUUGUUUCCCCAGGUAUUUGUCUCCACACAAUGGCAAGAGGUAAUAAAAAACUCAUCUACAAAAUUCCAUGUUUAUAAUAUGGCCACAGAAGAUUUUUAUUCUUUUUCGACCCUCGAUAACAUAAUGAAUGAACCUAGAAAGUCCACAGAUGGUCAAAUUCUGAAAUGGAGAAGUAUUUAUUGGUUUGAAUACAUUAAAUCUGAGAAACCACUUAAUGUUACUACAUUAAAAAUUAAAACAGCUAAGUAUAGAAAUCUUAUAAGCCUCUUAGACUUCAGUCCCCCCUUAUAUCAUUCGUGCUACAGAAAUUUAAAGCAUGACGCCCAGUCUGCAGCUUCAAGUAGUAAUACUACACAACAGGUAUCGGUCCCAGAUACUGCGAACGAUGAAGUUGAAGAAGAUAGUAUAGUACUGGAAUCCGACUAUGAAUAA